AGCACUGGCACUCUAGUGGGGCAUCAGUAUCUCAGCAUCAGUACUACCAAGCCAACCAACAACCACCAAACCUCAGAAGCCAACAUGAAGUUCUUCCAAGCCGCCGCCCUUCUCUUGGCCAUGUUCGCUGCCCUCGCCAACGCCGAGCCCGUUCCCCAACCUGGAACCGUGCUCAUCCAGACCGACAACACCCAGUACAUCCGCACUGGUUAGGAUUGGAGAACCAUGUUGACCCAAAACAUUUGCCUAUCCAUUUGGACUUUUGAAUAAAAAUUUUAAAAUUA
Molecule: messenger RNA, 284 nt
Organism: Drosophila simulans
Lineage: Eukaryota; Metazoa; Arthropoda; Insecta; Diptera; Drosophilidae
Product: daisho1
Exons: 2
Coding region: 85-213 (42 amino acids)
Source: RefSeq, a predicted model, not a curated record